Loa loa (African eye worm) is the source of this 321-nucleotide messenger RNA. RefSeq lists its product as hypothetical. Bases 1 to 321 code for a protein of 106 amino acids. Lineage: Eukaryota; Metazoa; Nematoda; Chromadorea; Rhabditida; Onchocercidae. The transcript has 2 exons. The record is from RefSeq and is a predicted model, not a curated record.
AUGUUAACUGUACCAAGAGAGGAAGAACGGGAAGUAAUUUACCCCGUAAUGUUAACUGUACCAAGAGAGGAAGAACGGGAAGAUUAUCAAGCGUACUUUCUAAGCAUGUCCACAUAUGACUUGCUUUAUCAGAAACUGCAAGGCGUAUUUUCUAAACUUAACCCAUAUGAUUUGCUUUAUCAGAAACUGCAAGGCGUAUUUUCUAAACUUAACCCAUAUGAUUUGCUUUAUCAGAAACUGCAAGGCGUAUUUUCUAAACUUAACCCAUAUGAUUUGCUUUAUCAGAAACUGCAAGGCGUAUUUUCUAAACUUAACUAUUGA